AUGAAGCGUCUGUUGCUGACCGUGUGCUUAGUGACGGCGUGUGUCGCCGUGCCGCCGAAGAUAGUUCGUCCGUGUCACGUGAAGAACAAGGAGUGUCUCCGUGAGAACCUGGCCGCUAACUCCGCCUGCAAGCCGCGCUAUGGCUCCGUGCCAUCCCAGUACAAGAUCCCCGUCUUCAAGUUCUACACGCCUUACUUCAACGCUACGUACAUCGACCACGACCUGGUCAUAAGAAACCACGACAAGUGUGCCGUCAGCGAGUUCUUCUACAACAUGGCGUCUGACACGGCGGUGUUGUCUCUAGACUGUCCCCUCCUCCGCCUUGAGUCCACGAGGACCCUCAUCCAACACGCGAGCAAGGCUGAGAACACACAGUACAGCUUCAAGUUCCACGGAACUUACCCUCUUAUACGCCUGACCAUCAACUUGAAUCACGCCAACUCCCUCGACCUCUGUUCGUCCUUCACCUUCGCUGACGUCACAGCUCUACCCAUCUUUGACAUCAACCCGACCGAUGUUAAGACAGCCAAGUUCCUGUCCACGGACCUGACUCUCAUGAACAUCUACGAGCGCGAGACUUUCUCCUACAGAGCUAACCAGCUCGCCAGAAAAUACAUUAACACUGAGAUCUGUGACUUUGGAUGUGACGCCUGA
Molecule: messenger RNA, 654 nt
Organism: Danaus chrysippus (African queen)
Lineage: Eukaryota; Metazoa; Arthropoda; Insecta; Lepidoptera; Nymphalidae
Source: the annotation of a GenBank genome assembly